GCGCUCACCAUCGGUCAAGGCCCUCUACGAGACGCCAUAGAGUACAGACCACAAGUCUUUGAAACCCUAGCCAUAUAUCAUCAUGACGGCACAUUAAACCCUCACAAAACGAAUUCAUAUAACGGGCCACCGAGACCAGAGCUGGAGGAGGCCUGGGAUAAUCUCAUGAAUAAUACCAACAUCCGAGUCACCCAAGACCAACUGGGAGAAGAGUUCGCAGCUCAGGAUAGCAUCGUCGAACUGAAUGACGGGAGUGGCUACUAUGUGACUGUAUCCGCUUACCAUGGACUUCACUGUGUUCAGAGGCUGCACCACUACAUCUACGCAGAGCAUUAUUAUCCCGGCAUUAGUGAAUUUGAGACGUUCAUGUUAAAACGACAUACAGGCGAUGCCCCCGGCCCUGUGGCGCCAGAUGAUGGCCACCGUCAAUGUGUGGUGUGGGAGAAAAUCGAGCAAUGGAUGGCAGAGCACUCUUUUGAUCCGCAUGAACCAGGCUUACUCGUUCAUCCAAUAUUUGGUGAGUUGGCUGCUGGUUGGAACAUGCAUGGGUACUAA
Molecule: messenger RNA, 555 nt
Organism: Aspergillus ibericus CBS 121593
Lineage: Eukaryota; Fungi; Ascomycota; Eurotiomycetes; Eurotiales; Aspergillaceae
Exons: 3
Biological process (GO): mycotoxin biosynthetic process
Source: RefSeq, a predicted model, not a curated record